This is a messenger RNA of Drosophila virilis, 948 nucleotides long. RefSeq lists its product as uncharacterized. NCBI's taxonomy places the organism in Eukaryota, Metazoa, Arthropoda, Insecta, Diptera, Drosophilidae. The record is from RefSeq and is a predicted model, not a curated record.
GCUAACACGAAAGGUUCAGCGCCAUGCAGUGAAAUACAACAAUAAUAGAUACAUAUGUACGGGUUGGAAUAAUUGAGAUUUAUAAAUGAACUCUUAAUGCAUUAAAAUGUCCACAAAUCAGUGGUUACACGGCUAUUUUGCAAAACUAAAUCCGUUGGCUGAAAAAAUAGCCUUUGAUAUGAGCGAAGUGAUAUCGGCUUAUGAUCAUGUGUGGCUUACAUUAACUCCAGCUCAGCAAGAUAAUAUACUUAAUGACACUAUUAUAAAACCAGAAAUAACAAUAAGGUAUUAUAAUAAGCCGACUUCUAAUUCACAGUCUCGCAAAGAAGAAUCCUCCAGAUUGAGCGUACAAAACACAAAAAAAGGUUCAAAAUGCCAGGAGCAUGAUAUUAUAUAUACGUAUGACAGACUAUAUAUAUGCACAUUUAUUCAUCAAAAUGUGGGCUUCAAGAUACUCCACGAUGAGCACAUUGGAGACUAUCGUGAUGAACAUUCAUUUCCAUUCAGUUAUAAAACCAAAUCGCAACUGAAUCUAUCAGAAAUUGGAACAAGUUUUAGCAUUCCAGAUGCUAGCAUUCACGUGAGCCCCAAAAAAAUACCACCAAUUAAGAAGAAAUCUUUAAGCGAACCUGAACCAGAUCAGGAAAAACAAAUAAUAUUAUUAGAGGAGGAGCCAAAGCGAAGCAAUUCAAAUAAUUGCACUAAAGCGAUAAAUGUAAUCGCUGAUGAGAAGUUUAAUCUCUUAUCCAAUUUCGGAUCGAAAAACACUCUGCUAAGCAUAUCGUCUGAUUCGAAUGAUUUUGAAAACGACUCCAAGGAGCAACAUUCUGAGAACAGUAAACUAUUGCCAGAAAAAGUCCAAAUGCCCAAAGGUUUCGAUUUUUUAAGCAACUGGUAGCCUACUUGAUUAAGUAUGCGUAAUAAUAUGCAUGUCUUUACCAAAAAAAA